AUGGCCGACGAGGGACUCAACAUUUACGAUGAGAUCGAGAUCGAGGAUAUGACCUUCGACCCAGCUGUGCAGAUCUACACAUACCCAUGCCCAUGUGGCGACCGCUUCGAGAUCGCAAUCGACGAUUUGCGCGACGGCGAAGAAAUCGCCGUUUGUCCCAGUUGCAGCCUGAUGAUCCGGGUGAUCUUCGAUGUGGCCGAUCUUCCCAAAGCAUGA
Molecule: messenger RNA, 216 nt
Organism: Penicillium brevicompactum
Lineage: Eukaryota; Fungi; Ascomycota; Eurotiomycetes; Eurotiales; Aspergillaceae
Gene: dph3
Product: CSL family zinc fnger-containing protein
Exons: 2
Coding region: 1-216 (71 amino acids)
Biological process (GO): protein histidyl modification to diphthamide
Molecular function (GO): metal ion binding
Source: RefSeq, a predicted model, not a curated record